Molecule: messenger RNA, 3139 nt
Organism: Ictidomys tridecemlineatus (thirteen-lined ground squirrel)
Lineage: Eukaryota; Metazoa; Chordata; Mammalia; Rodentia; Sciuridae
Source: RefSeq, a predicted model, not a curated record
AUGCCUGGGAAUGAGGCUCCCUCUGCAUUAACUCCUUCUUCUGCAGUAUGUGGGGCUCUGAAGAUCCUCCCAGAAGUAAAGCUGGAUGGAGAACUGGGUGGAUCUAUUACCAUCGAGUGCCCGCUUCCUAAAAUAAACGUGAGGAUGUAUCUGUGCCGGGAGAUGGUGAAACCUGCAAUCUGUUCCACGGUGGUAUCCAAUAACUUCAUCAAGAAGGAAUAUGACAGUCGAGUCACUUUGAAGCCGUGCUUACACAAGAAUUUGUUCCUAGUGGAGAUGACAGAACUGACCGAGAGUGAUAGUGGAGUUUAUGCCUGCGGAGUGGGCACGCACACAGAACGGGGCAAGACCCAGAAGGUCACCCUGAAUGUCCACAGUGAGUACAAUCCAUUCUGGGAGGAGGAGCUGAUAUCUGAGCCUCCAAAAUGGUUUCAUAAAUUUCUGGAGCAGCGGAUGCCCACUUGGCUCCAGAUGGUUGCACAUGCCAGUUCUUCUGAAUCCACAUCCAAAGUUACCACACCAACCCAAAGGACUGACGACCCUCCAGAGCCCUACCCUUCCCCCACCACACCAAUAAUUCAUCAUCCUCGAGAAUCCAGAGCAUUCUCAGUAGCAGCUGCCAAGCCCUCAACCGUUCUGCCACCCACCACAACAUCAAAGACUUCAACUCAGGAGGGGCUGCUCAGGCCCCCAGGGGCCAGCUACAAGCAGCACACUAGGUUGCAUGGGCAGAGAGAAUUCAACCGUGGUCCAGAGUUUGGAAGGGAGGAUCAAGGAUUUCACAUCCUGAUCCCAACUGUCCUGGGUCUUCUCCUGCUGGCCCUUCUGGGGCUGGUGGUAAAAAGAGCGAUUCAAAGGAAGAGAGCCUUCUCCAGGCGGGUCCGCCGAAUGGCGUUGAGGAUGCGCGCCCUGGAGGCCUCCCAGCGGCCCCGGGAGCAGCGGCCCAGAUUGCGGCGGCCGCGCUCCCAGAACAUCUACAGCGCCUGCCCCCGGCGCGCUCCAGAGUCUAACGCUGGCGGUGAGCGGAAGCUGGUGGCUGGCGGGAUGGUGCGCCUGGCGCCAGGUUCUGGGGGAGCAGGACUCCCCUCACCCACCCCGCGCCGCCGCCUUACAUCCUCAGGAUUCCCGCAAGAUGGGGCGGGGCGGGGGCGGAACAGGAGGCUCCAUCUCGCCCUUACAUCAGCACUCCCAUCCCCCUUAGGCCAGAAGCAGGUCCCUCCUGCUGAUCCUGGAACAUCUGCGCCCUCAGCCCCGCCACAGGUGCUCGAAGCUCCCUGGCUCCAUACCCCAUGUCUGAAGACCAGCUGUGAAUAUAUGAGCAUCUGCCACCAGCCUGCUGUCAAGAGGGAGGACACUGAGUCAAAUGAUUACAUCAAUAUUCCCAGCCUGACUCACCCUCCUAGCUGUACCCCUGCAGCCACACCUUGAUGACAAUAAGUCUUGUCUGUCUGCUAAUUUCCAAUGACUGCUCCAUCCCCUCACAGAGCCCUGAUCACCUUGCAUGCCCCCAUCUAUCUGUGCCUUGAGCAUGGCUCUGCCCCACAUAAUCUUGCACACCUUUGUACCCCACACUGUGUGCCUCGAGGAGUCUGGGUGUGCAUAGCAUUUGUCUCAAUGCUGCCUGCUUCCUUUUCAAACCAUGUAACAGACUGUGGCAUUUGCAGUGUCUUUGGUCACAGGGACUUUGCCGCUCUGGCUCUAGAUCACAUGGCAUUAGUAUGGAGUGUAGGCAUAGCUGCCAUUUCAGAAGCCCUUCCCAAGCUUAGGCCUCACACAAACAGACAGCUUCUGGGUUGCACUUCAUGAGGAUGGGCCUCAGCCCUGUGAGCUAGGCAGGGCCUGGUAUGAUAACACUCCUAGGAAGGACUUUGCCUUGACCCAAAGGCUGGAACUUGCUAGUGUGAAACUAUUUAUCUCCUGUCCAAUUUACUUUGAUGUUAUAAAGUAUCCUACAUUCUCAGAACCAACAUUGUUAGUGACAGUGAUAUAUAUAUAUAUAUAUAUAUAUAUAUAUACACCAAUCCUCUUUAGUCUAAGUCUCCCUCAUUUGCUAUAGAAAAGUACCCUGACCCUAGCAGCUCCUGCUCUUUUAGACACAGUCUUUGUUUCCUCCUUACCCUUCUUCUACAUCCUAACCCUGAUAGAACACUCAUUUUUGGUCUGUUUUAGUCAUCCCAAGUCAUUACCUCUCUCUGCUUUAAAAAAUGUCCCUCAUCUUUUUGCCAGGUCCAGACAACAUAUAGCAAAGUGGGAAGGAAAGUAGCAUGGGGUUCUUGGAGGAUCAGGGGCUCCGCAGUAGCUCUUCUGUCAUGGAAAAGGAGACAUCCUGCCUCCUAGCAGCUCUUAAGUGUAGUCUUUCUCUUAAGUUUUUGGGGCAAGGUCAUAAUUGGAUACUAUCUUUGGAUUGAUGUGAACUACAAAGUACAGUUAGAGCUUGAGAAUGACCAUUCUUGCCAUUGAGAAGAUCUUUCCCUGAUACACAACACAGUCUCCCCAGGCACUUGCCCAGAAGUAGGGAGAACACACUGCCAGAUCUGGGAUGAGUUGCCCCCUUUAUUAGCAAGAAAUGUCAUCACAGAUUUGACAGUACCUCCAGGCACAGAGACACCAUCAGUGAUGUCAGCUUGUUGCUGUCACUUUCUCAAGUAUCAGAUAAAGGAAAAAAUGACAAGAAGAAGAAAGGGAGGGAUCCAGGGAGAAGGGAUGGUGGAGUAGGGUAGGGUGGGGAGGGGUAGGGAGUGCAGCAGGAAAUGAAAUGUUGGGUGACAAUCUGCUUUGUGCCAGGCACUUUAACCAACAUGUUAUCUUCCAUCAUUUACUUUUCAAACUAAUGCUCACCCUCACCCCAAUGUUGUGCCCCUGCAGAUAUAUGACUUCCAUGUGUUAAAGUUCAAUAUUAUAUCCUAGCAUCCCUCGUUGUUCCUCAAAAAUCCAAACACAGGUAAAAAAAAUAAAAUCCAGUUUAUUAAGUCUUAAUUGAGCACCUACCCACUGCCCCACACUGCAGCAAGGAUCAUGGGAGAUAAAAAGGGAAAUAUGGGGCACACUAUAUUCUGCUGUCUCCAGGGAAUUUAGCACCUUGCAAAUAAAUAUAACUCCAGUUGAAGCACUGGCAGUAAUUAAAUGGAGUUGUAAUCAA